Messenger RNA from Suricata suricatta (meerkat), 2025 nucleotides. It is a transcript of the gene SNX30, whose product is annotated as sorting nexin family member 30. Bases 1 to 1314 code for a protein of 437 amino acids. Gene Ontology annotation, molecular function: phosphatidylinositol binding. The record is from RefSeq and is a predicted model, not a curated record. The transcript has 9 exons. Lineage: Eukaryota; Metazoa; Chordata; Mammalia; Carnivora; Herpestidae.
AUGUCGGGCGGGCCCCCCAGGGGCCUGCCGUCCACAGGGCCCCACUCCCUGCUCGACAUGCCGCACCCGCUGGCCGGCUCCAGCAGCGAGGAGGCCGUGGGCGGCGACAGCACGCCCAGCCCGGACCUGCUGAUGGCCCGCAGCUUCGGCGACAAGGAUCUCAUUUUGCCCAAUGGUGGUACUCCAGCAGGUACUUCGAGUCCGGCAUCUUCAUCUUCCCUUCUCAACAGACUUCAGCUUGAUGAUGACAUUGAUGGUGAGACCAGAGAUCUCUUUGUCACAGUUGAUGAUCCCAAGAAGCAUGUCUGUACCAUGGAGACCUACAUUACGUAUAGGAUCACCACCAAAAGUACGCGGGUAGAGUUUGACCUGCCAGAAUAUUCUGUUCGUCGAAGAUACCAGGACUUUGACUGGCUGAGGAACAAACUGGAGGAAUCGCAGCCUACGCAUCUCAUUCCCCCGCUUCCUGAGAAGUUUGUGGUGAAGGGUGUUGUAGAUCGUUUUUCAGAAGAGUUUGUGGAGACCAGAAGAAAAGCUUUGGAUAAAUUCCUGAAAAGGAUUACAGAUCACCCUGUGCUCUCUUUCAAUGAACACUUUAAUAUUUUCCUUACUGCUAAGGACCUGAACGCCUAUAAGAAGCAGGGGAUGGCCCUGCUCUCUAGAGUGGGUGAGUCCGUCAAGCACGUCACCGGAGGCUACAAGCUGAGGAGUCGACCUCUGGAGUUCGCAGCCAUAGGCGACUACUUAGACACCUUUGCCCUCAAACUGGGAACCAUCGACCGGAUAGCCCAGCGGAUCAUUAAAGAAGAGAUAGAGUACCUUGUAGAGCUGAGAGAACACGGGCCUGUGUACUCCACGUGGAGCGCAUUAGAAGGGGAGCUCGCUGAGCCCCUGGAGGGUGUGUCAGCUUGCAUUGGCCACUGCUCCACAGCUUUGGAAGAACUGACGGACGACAUGACAGAAGACUUUCUACCUGUGCUCAGGGAAUAUAUUUUAUACUCUGACUCCAUGAAGGGCGUGCUGAAGAAGAGGGACCAAGUGCAAGCAGAGUACGAAGCCAAGCUGGAAGCCGUGGCCCUGAGGAAGGAGGACCGCCCCAAGGUGCCGGCAGACGUUGAGAAGUGUCAGGACCGGAUGGAGUGUUUCAACGCUGAUCUGAAAGCCGACAUGGAGAGGUGGCAGAGCAGCAAGAGGCAGGAUUUCCGGCAGCUGCUCAUGGGAAUGGCCGACAAGAACAUCCAGUACUACGAGAAGUGCCUCAUGGCGUGGGAGUCGAUUAUUCCGCUACUACAGGAGAAACCAGAGGCCAAGUAAGUUCCUUCUUGGGACCAAGACUCUUCUACUUACACAGGGCAUGGCACCAUACCAGGACGUCCCUGUAGUGCCAGAGAGGCGGCACUGAGAAAACAGCCACAGGAUCAUCUCUCCUUUGUGUAUUUCUUUCCCCUCCCGCUCCCAUCCGCCUCCGUCUGACAGUGGUUCUCCAUUAGUAUUUAUAAUCAUCUCUCAGCGAAAGAAGCAUACUUCCGUGUUGUGAAGGAGCCCAUGACAUCUGGGACACCAAGACCUGCAGCUGAGGGACGAGACGGCCCAGCUGACGUUCUGACAUCUCAGAACACGGGGACAGCAUGUUGCCCGCGGUGGAAGAGAGCCCAAGUCUGCUUUUCCAGGGCACAAGGAAGGCAGACCGAGGGGAGCUCUCGAUUUCCACGGACACAUGGGGACUCUGGAAUUGACCUGUGUGGGCAUCGACUUGUCUCAGCCUAGAAGGGGGUGUUGGCACCUCCAUGGAAAGUCCUUAAUGUCCAGUGGCCUACAGCUGUGAGUGUGGCCUGCUGCCUGCUUGUCACGAAUGGCACCUCUUUUGUGGCUUCUGGUUCACACAGGACUGUUUAUGUCCGCGUCUGUUUUCCGUGCCUGAACGAGCAAGCCAGGUCCUUGUCCUCAUGUGAUACCUCGGGGAGCCGAGGGGGCAGUGCUCCCCAAACUUGUUUCUGACACUAGAAUGCAGUAGAUUGGAAACUG